Trichoderma breve is the source of this 933-nucleotide messenger RNA. Its product is annotated as lysine methyltransferase domain-containing protein. Gene Ontology annotation, biological process: peptidyl-lysine dimethylation. Lineage: Eukaryota; Fungi; Ascomycota; Sordariomycetes; Hypocreales; Hypocreaceae. The record is from RefSeq and is a predicted model, not a curated record. Bases 1 to 933 code for a protein of 310 amino acids. Gene Ontology annotation, molecular function: protein-lysine N-methyltransferase activity. The transcript has a single exon.
AUGGCAACGCUCACCGCCCGCAUCAGCCUCAAAGGCGACGAGCCCGACGGCCCGGAAGACUACCUCUCCACAUCCCUCGGCGUCAUCUUCCCCGACGACAUCGUCAACCAGCACGGCGAUGCAGAACACUCCCUCCUCUACGCCUCGCCAAAGCUCCCCAAGACACUUCUCAUAGAACUCGCUGACCCAGAGGGCGAGACCGACAGGCGUCUGUUUAGUCAUUACUUGUGGAACGCAUCGUUGCUGCUGGCAGAGCUCAUCGAGAGGGACUCCUUGGACGAGGAGGAGGAGGAGAAGCAGGAUAGGGGUCUCGGGGGAGACAUUAGUUUUGACACGAGAGGUUUGAACACGCUCGAGCUGGGGGCCGGCACGGCGCUGCCAAGCAUCAUGGCCGGCCUGCUCGGCGCCGCGGGCGUCGUCGUGACGGACUAUCCCGCCCCGGCCGUCAUGAAGACGCUCCGCGAAAACGUCGCCCGCAACAUCAAGCCCGAUCUCGCUCCCGUAGGCAAAUCUUCCCUCGUCACAACCUCCAUCCUCGUCGAGGGCCACGAAUGGGGCGUCUUUGACUCCUCCUCAGCGUUCCCUUCCUCUCACGCUCAUCUUUCAGAUCGGCUCUUCGUCGCAGACUGUCUCUGGAUGCCCUGGCAGCACGAGAACCUCCGCCGGUCCAUCGGGUACUUCCUCAAGAAGACGGCAGAGGCACGAGCAUGGGUCGUUGCGGGCUUUCACACGGGGAGGGCCAAAAUGGCGCCCUUUUUUGAUGCGAAGGCGCUGCGCGAGGAGGGUGGCGUGGAGGUGGAGAGGAUGUGGGAGAGGGAUUGCGAUGGCGUGGAGAGGGAGUGGGAUAGCGAGCGUGAAGAUGACAUUACGGAGAGGAAGAGGUGGCUUGUGGUUUGCGUGUUGAAGAGGUGCGAGGGGAUGGUGGAUGCGUGA